This is a messenger RNA of Pimephales promelas (fathead minnow), 2405 nucleotides long. It is a transcript of the gene st8sia6, whose product is annotated as ST8 alpha-N-acetyl-neuraminide alpha-2,8-sialyltransferase 6. Gene Ontology annotation, molecular function: alpha-N-acetylneuraminate alpha-2,8-sialyltransferase activity. Gene Ontology annotation, biological process: oligosaccharide metabolic process; N-glycan processing. The record is from RefSeq and is a predicted model, not a curated record. Lineage: Eukaryota; Metazoa; Chordata; Actinopteri; Cypriniformes; Leuciscidae.
UCGGGGUGAGGGAGAGGGGGACGGCUUGAGAAGCAACAGAUUUCUCGGGAAGCGGACGGAAGGAAAGUCUGAGCAGAUUCUAAGACAAGGAAGUACAUGGGAAACAAGAUGAGGUGGACAAGUAUGGGGGGAAAGGGAAGGAUGCCUCAAGACAGAACAUAAGGGACAAGAGAGGAGUGGAGAAAGUUCUUGUGUGAGCCAAGAACACACAUAUGAGAAAAAGGUGGGCUGAUGGAUUAAGGGAAAAAGCAAAGCAGCAGAGCAGUGAUAAAAAGCCAGUCUUGUCAGGGGAGAAAAGAGAAAGAGAGAGAAAAAGAGAGAGAAAGGGGCCGUUCAAUUUAGAGGAGGGAGGGAGAGUGAAGAGAUUAACUGUCUGGGAGAAAGAGAGAGAUAAAGAAAAGGGGUGUCGUUGUCAAGAAACACGCACAUGAAUAAAAUAAGGAGGACAGCCGAGCGAGAGAUGAAUUCGUUGGUAGCGGCAGCAUCUGCCUUUGAGAGCUAGCCUAGUUUACGAGAACACAUGCAUGUUAGCGCUAUGUGUGCGCUCGUGAGAGUCGAUGCACGUUAUGAAGACUCUUAUGCUCUGGAUCCUUCCUGUUAUCCUUCUGUGCUCCCUCUGCAGUGUGGCCUUCUGGAUAUUCCUUUCUAACAAUGAUGUAAACCCUAAUCCUUCAUCUAAGAUUCAACAAAAAGUCUCAGAGACACAGUCUUGCAAGGGAUGCAAAGAGAAUGUAUUCAUUUCCAAAGCACUGGAGAACUACUCUAACAGAUGGAAAAAACAUGAGGCAAACUUUAAAAGAUUCAGGUCAUUGCUGAAUGGCAAAUGCCAUGCUGUGUCAAAGGCUGUUGUUACACAAAAUAACACCCCACUUGGGUCAAAUAUUAUCUAUGAUGGAGAGAGGAGAAAGCCAAUACAGGUGAUACAAGCCCUGUUCAACAUCCUGGCUAAGGAGCAGCCCUUUGGAAAUUCUACAUGGGAGUCAUGUGCCGUGGUGGGGAAUGGUGGUAUUUUGACCAAUAGCAGCUGUGGAAAAGAAAUUAAUUCUGCCCAGUUUGUCAUUAGAUGCAACCUUCCACCACUGGAUAACAGAUAUGAGAAAGAUGUAGGCAACAAAACCAACCUGGUGACUGCAAAUCCCAGCAUCCUCCAUGAGAAGUACAAUGGUCUAAUGGAGCGCCGUCGUCCAUUUGUUGAAAGCCUUCAUCCUUAUGGACAAGCCUUAAUGCUGCUGCCAGCGUUCUCUUACGGUCACAACACGGCUGUAUCCCUGCGUGCCUUUUACACACUGGAGGACUUCGGCAGCAAUGGCCCACUGCCUGUUUUCCUGAAUCCAGAAUAUUUGAGAAAUUUGUCAAAGUUUUGGCGUGAGCGAGGCCUUAAAUCGGUUCGUCCCAGCACAGGACUAAUCAUGGCCAGUUUAGCACUAGAAAUCUGUGCUAACGUCCAUUUGUACGGUUUUUGGCCUUACAGUAAACAUCCAGAUGACAGUCGACGGAUCACCAACCAUUACUAUGACGAUCGGCAGAGCAAGAAGAAUGUGCAUUCCAUGCCGGCCGAGUUCGAACAUUUAUUGAAGCUCCACAAGCAAGGUGUGGUUCGCAUGCACCUGGGGGAUUGUCAACCCCCACACAGGUAAAACAUGAGACUGGCUGCAAACUAGGCCUUGCCUGUAAUGUACAGCAUAAUUCUUAGUUUGAUUAAGAACUACAACAGGCCAGCAGGACCAGUCCCUGGAAAGACACAGAUGUGAAUGUAAUUGUGCACAGAAUCUAUAUUGCUCAUAAUGCUGUGUGCACACUCGCUCAAAGAAGAAGCCAUGACCAUGCACAACAAAUGAAUCUUUUUUAAGUUAAUUUGAGAUAAUCUUGCACACAAAAAUAGCUGAAACGAAUGUACUGAUUAGCCUUGGUAUACUGUGAAAGAAUUGAAUUAGGAAAAUAAUUCUUAGAGCAGCACCCCUAAACACUCCUUAAGUGGUCUUGCCUUAGUCAGCCUUUAAUGUGCUCGCUAUCGGUGCUUCUCCAGCUCUGUUGCAUUCAUCACAAGUGCCAGGCUUUCCUCUUUAGCAUUUAUUAGCAGUGCAUGUGAAUUUGAUCUCAGGUGUGGAGAAAUAGCUGUAAUAGCAGCACUGGAUUUAACUCCAGACUUUGAUUUCAGGACUAAGAUCUCAGCUAAGAGAUUGCAGAAAUGUCUGGUUGUUUCGAAGCAGGAUGUCGCGAUCACAGUGUGAAACAAUAAGAGGUUAGUGUAACUCAGAGGAAUAAACUAGAGGUGUAAAAGCUGAAAAUAGGGGCAAAUUUUCAAUGUGCCAAUUCUAAAUGCCCUAUCCGAGUAUGACAUUGCUCUUACAGCAAUCACUGAAAUGUAAAUAAAUGAAUAAAUAAAAAUGACAAUUUCAGUUCAA